This is a messenger RNA of Rhizoctonia solani, 240 nucleotides long. Its product is annotated as Transposon Tf2-7 polyprotein. Bases 1 to 240 code for a protein of 79 amino acids. The transcript has 2 exons. NCBI's taxonomy places the organism in Eukaryota, Fungi, Basidiomycota, Agaricomycetes, Cantharellales, Ceratobasidiaceae. The record is from RefSeq and is a predicted model, not a curated record.
AUGAAAGUCCAUCCUGUCUUCAACAUUGCCCUAUUACACAAAAAGCCAGUAGACGAGUAUGACCGUGAUCCAGUCCCACUCCCCCCAGUUGUCACAGCUGAUGGAGAAGAGGAAUAUACUGUUGAAAGGAUCCUAGACUCCAAGAAAGAUAACACAUGGGAGCCCAAGGCCCACUUAGCCAAUGCCCCUGAAAAAUUGGCUAAGUUUCACCAUGAACAUCCAGAGGCAGCUGGACCUUAA